This is a messenger RNA of Choloepus didactylus (southern two-toed sloth), 2484 nucleotides long. RefSeq names its product IgLON family member 5 (gene IGLON5). The transcript has 8 exons. Gene Ontology annotation, cellular component: neuron projection. The record is from RefSeq and is a predicted model, not a curated record. Bases 50 to 1123 code for a protein of 357 amino acids. NCBI's taxonomy places the organism in Eukaryota, Metazoa, Chordata, Mammalia, Pilosa, Megalonychidae.
CCCGGACCGGCCCCCCCUUUCCCCUCCCCUUCGCGCCGCCGCUGCCGCGAUGCCCCCCCCUGCGCUCGGGGCCCGGCUCCGGCUUCUCGCCGCCGCCGCCCUGGCCGGCCUGGCCGUCAUCAGCCGAGGGCUGCUGUCCCAGAGCCUCGAGUUUAACUCUCUCUCUGACAACUACACUGUGUGCGAAGGGGACAACGCCACCCUCAGGUGGGAGAAUGUGGGGGACAGCUCCACUGCGGGGAGAAGCACCUCCCUCUCCCCCACCCCCAGCUGCUUCAUCGACGAGCAUGUGACCCGCGUGGCCUGGCUGAACCGCUCCAACAUCCUGUACGCCGGCAACGACCGCUGGACCAGCGACCCGCGCGUGCGGCUGCUGGUCAACACGCCCGAGGAGUUCUCCAUCCUCAUCACGCAGGUGGGACUCGGCGACGAGGGCCUGUACACCUGCUCCUUCCAGACGCGCCACCAGCCCUACACCACCCAGGUGUACCUCAUCGUCCACGUCCCCGCCCGCAUCGUGAACAUCUCCUCGCCCGUGGCGGUGAACGAGGGCGGCAGCGUGAACCUGCUGUGUCUGGCCGUGGGGCGGCCUGAGCCCACUGUCACCUGGAGGCAGCUCCGAGACGGCUUCACCUCCGAAGGCGAGAUCCUGGAGAUUUCCGACAUCCAGCGGGGCCAGGCGGGGGAAUACGAGUGCAUGACGCAGAACGGGGUCAACUCCGCGCCCGACAGCCGCCGCGUGCUGGUCACAGUCAACUACCCUCCGACCAUCACGGACGUGACCAGCGCCCGCACGGCCCUGGGCCGGGCCGCCCUGCUGCGCUGCGAGGCCAUGGCGGUGCCCCCCGCGGACUUCCAGUGGUACAAGGAUGACAGGCUGCUGAGCAGCGGCGCGGCGGAGGGCCUGAAGGUGCAGACGGAGCGCACCCGCUCGAUGCUUCUCUUCGCCAACGUGAGCGCCCGGCACUACGGCAACUACACGUGCCGCGCAGCCAACCGGCUCGGAGCUUCCAGCGCCUCCAUGCGCCUCCUGCGCCCCGGAUCCCUGGAAAACUCAGCCCCGAGACCCCCAGGGCCCCUGACCCUCCUCUCUGCCCUGGGCUGGCUGUGGUGGAGGAUGUAGGCGAAACCCAGUGCGGCUGGCUUCCCUGCUGGGGGGGCCUCGGGCCGAGAGCAAGAGAGGAAGGGGGAGCAAGCGCUGUGGGUCUCGAGGGGGCCGAGGAACUCUCGGCCGCCGAGGAAGAGGAGAGGAGGAGGAAGAAGAAAGAUCUUUAGAGAACCCAUCACUGUGAGGGAUAACGCAAAAUUAUGCAUCUUUCUACAGCCAUUCUCGUCACCCGUUCACGUUUCCGAUUGUGACCCACCCUGGCCACCCCGCCCCCCACUCUUAGCUCAGGCUGUGGACUGGAUUGUGUGUGGGUGUGUGUGUGUGUGUGAGUGUGUGGUGGGGAAGGGGGCUCAGCAGGUCUCCCUCCUCUGCACCCCUACUUCUUCUAUCCCCCAACCCUGGUCCCUCUCACCUCGGGCUGGAGGUAGCUAUGGGGGGGUUUUGUGGUGGCAGCUGUGAAGACAGUCUGUUCAGGCUCUCUGCUUUCCCAAUAUAUGCACGCAUGCCGACCCCCUCCCCGGCCUGCUGAAAGGGUGUCUCCAGGUAGGAUGGGGUGGGGAGAGGUGUCCCCGUCUCCUGUCAAGAUGUCAUUUGGCCUUUGUGAACAGGCAGGGAGGGGAGGGGUCUCCAUCUCAGCUCCCAGCCUCCCUGCUGUCCCCCACCGGCUGCCUGUCCCCGGAGGCCCCCUCACUCACCCAGGAGCCUCAGACCUUCCCCCUUUGCUUGCCCUCCCCACCCUGAACUUUCUGGCCCCCUCCUGGGCCAAUCGGUGCUUCCAUCUGACUGUCAGGCCGAUGGCCAUCGCUGCCUGUCUGUCUCAGUGCUUUGCCCUGCCCCCACCCCCACUGCCCUCGGCCACCUGCAGUGCCAGCCAGCUGCGCCCCCCCCCCCAGCCCCUGCAGCUGGCCCCAGACACCCAGGUGUGAGCUCACGGGUCCGUCACGCCUGGCUUCACCGACUGUCCCUCCCAAAGGCUGACCCGCCCGCCUCACACACACUCAGACAGACUCACACACCAGCGACUGUGACCAGCAAUAGCCCCAGUGACCAGCCGUGGUUCCCCCGAGGGUGGGCCACUGCGGCCGGGGAAGGAGCGUGGAGAGGCUGCCGCGUCAGCUCUGACUGUAGAACACCCCGACCCUGCCACGCCCCACACGAGGUGGAGGAGAGACAGGCGUCACCUGACAUCCUGAGGCAGCACGAAGAUGCCAGGUCACCGGCUCUGACUCCUGGGAGACCCUCCUCUAUAAACACCCACCCCCGACCAUUCCAUCCACAGCUUGGUGGGGAAGAGGGCAGUGCAGGGGGCAGGGGGCAGUGACUGUACCUCAGACGGGGGCGUGGGCCCCAUCCCACAUUGUCUUCCAUUCCCAGGG